This is a messenger RNA of Cuscuta campestris, 1396 nucleotides long. The record is from the annotation of a GenBank genome assembly. NCBI's taxonomy places the organism in Eukaryota, Viridiplantae, Streptophyta, Magnoliopsida, Solanales, Convolvulaceae.
CCGUCCAAUUCCAUCCAGUAGUCCCUUCCUCACCGUCGGAUCUGCCCUUUACCCUCUCGGCUUCUUCUCUUUUAAAAUCUCUCCGCCUCUCGCACAACUCUCCAUACCGCAUCAUCACAUUUUUCUCUCCUUCCUUUUUUUAAAAGCGCCAACAACCGUUUCUUCUCCCUCCGAUCUCGUCACUUUCAUGGCUUCCCAAUCGGCUUACGAGCAAUCUAACCCCUCGAUCCCAGACUAUCCUCAGAUGAUCAUGAAGGCGAUUGAGGAGGGAAAUGACAGGGAAGGCUUGACCAAAGACGACAUUUCGAGGCACAUAGAAGCCGCUCAUGAAGGCCCUCUUCCUUCGGCCCACGGCACACUGCUCAUCCACUGCUUGGAAAAGAUGAAGCAGAGAGGUCAGCUCCUUUUGGUAAGGAACAACUACAUGAAGCCUGACCCCAACGCCCCGCAGCACCGUGGUCGGGGACGUCCCCCGAAGCCUAAGGCUCCGCUUCCUCCCGGAUAUGUCCCGCCUGUGCCCCGCUCCCGUGGCCGCCCUCCCAAGCCGCGCGAUCCGCUCGCCCCGGAGAUUCCUCCAAUGAAAGUCUCUGCUUCCGUAGGCACCGGACGGAAACGGGGAAGACCGCCGAAGUCCGCCACUGCGGUGGCAGCACCGCGUCCUGCGAAUAACGGUCCUCCGAGAGGGAGAGGCAGGCCGCCGAAGGUGAGACCGGCCAUGGCUCCCACAGUUGGAGCAUAAUUAUUUGGCUGAAAUAAAUGUUGCUUUCGUGUCUAUUGCUAAUUAUUUGAUCCCUCUUUUUUUAUUUCUAAUGAAAAAAUCUGCUGGAUUUUGCCUGGAGUCUUGUAGUUUUGUUUAAUUUAGUUUUACCACUUUAUUUUCUUAGGGGCUGUUUGGCAAUUUCUGAAUGGGUAAGUGCUGAACCAGUAAGAGGUCUGAAUCAUUAAGUGCUGAACCAGUAAGAGGUCUGAAUCAUUAAGUGCUGAACCAGUAAGAGGUCUGAACCAUUAAGAGCUAGUAUAUUGCUUAACUAUUUAGAGGCAAAUGUCUGAUCAAUUCAGAUAACAGCUCUUAACCAUUCAGACUUUGUAUAAUAUUUAACCAUUCAGAGGCAAAUCUCUUAACCAUUCAGACAUCUGAACCAUUAAGAGGCUGAAACAAACAGUUUGAACCAUUAAGUGCUGAAUCAUUCAGACAUCUGAACUAUUAAGAGACUGAAACAAACAGCUCCUUAAUGUUUAAGAGGUUGGGAUUGUAAGUAGGCACCAGUGUAAAUGUUUGUAUGCGGCAAAACUGAGUACUAGGCUUUUCAUAGGCCGGUGUUGAUAACUUGUCUGGUGUGCGCGCGCUUGUUUCCUAGCGCUUUUAUAGGCCCUUUGAUUGCAAGUGUUAUCCAUC